Molecule: messenger RNA, 1777 nt
Organism: Malurus melanocephalus (red-backed fairy wren)
Lineage: Eukaryota; Metazoa; Chordata; Aves; Passeriformes; Maluridae
Product: lipopolysaccharide-binding protein-like
Exons: 15
Coding region: 47-1573 (508 amino acids)
Biological process (GO): defense response to Gram-negative bacterium; innate immune response; lipopolysaccharide-mediated signaling pathway
Molecular function (GO): lipopolysaccharide binding
Source: RefSeq, a predicted model, not a curated record
GUGGUGCGGGCAGGAAGAGCCYAGCACGGCACGGCAGGAAGCCAGGAUGGGAGCACAGAGCCUGGCAGUGGCAUGUGGGGCACUGGCCUUGUGCCUGGCACUCACCRCAGCCACCAACCCYGGCUUCGURGUGAGGAUCACCCAGGCAGGCUUGGACUACGCCCAUGAGCAGGGCAUCACGAUCCUGGAGAAGGAGCUGGCCCGGCUGAAGCUGCCAGACAUCUCGGGUGACUCUCGUGUCAUGCACGUGGGGAAGGUGCGCUAUGAGCUCUCCAGACUGCGCCUUCGUGAUUUCCACUUGCCGCACUCCCGGAUAACCCCAAUCUCCAAUGUGGGCCUGCAGGUCUCCAUCUCCAAUGCCUUUGCUGAGCUGGAUGGGGACUGGCGGGUGAAGUUUCUCUUCAUCCGGGACCAUGGCUCGUUUGACGUGAAGGUGGAAAAUGUCUACAUCAAAAUCAGCCUGAGGCUGGGCAGUGACACCGCUGGAAAGCCCACCAUCAGCACCUCAGACUGCAGCACUCGCAUCUCCAAUGUCCGGGUGCUCUUUUCGGGCAAGUUUGUGUGGCUUUACAACCUCUUCCACAGCGCUAUUGAGUCCAGGUUCCGAAAGAUUUUGGAGACCAAGGUCUGUGACCUUGUGACCAAGUCUGUGCACAACGAGCUCCAGGAGUACAUCCAGACCCUGCCAGGUACUGAGGGGCUGCACGUGAAACUUCAGAAGCGGUUCUUCCUAGCUGUUCCUGGCCUCACGGCCAGGUUAGAUGCCAAGACUGGGAUCGAUUACUCCUUGGUGGCACCCCCAAGAGCUACUGCCCAGUCCCUGGACGCAGACCUGAAGGGUGAAUUCUACUCCCUGGCCCACCGCUCCACCGUCCCCUUCUCACCACUGCCACUGGCCUUCCCCUCGGAUCACGACCGCAUGGUUUACUUUGGAGCCUCCAGCUUCUUCUUCAACACUGCCAGCCUUGCCUACCACAAGGCCGGGGCACUGGUCUUUGAAAUCACAGAUGCCCAGAUCCCAAAGGGUGCUGACUUGCACUUGAACACCUCCAUGUUCUCAGCCUUCAUUCCCCAGCUGGAGGAGAUGUACCCAAACAUGCCAAUGAAGUUCAGGCUGUCCACUCCCACUGCUCCGUUCCUGACUAUCGGACCAGGAGGAAUCUCACUCAGGCCCAUUGUGGAUGUCCAGGCUUAUGCCAUCCUUCCCAACUCCAGCCUGGCUCCUCUCUUCCUCCUCAGCCUGACAGGGAAYGUGUCCGCUGUCAUCAAUGUGAGAUCUGGCCACAUCGUUGGGAGCCUGGACGUGGGCAGGAUCAGGCUCUCUCUGAAGGAUUCAGCUGUUGGCUCUUUCCAGGUGCGAACGAUGCAGUCCUUAAUGAACAUUUUGGCUGCCAAUGUCCUGCUCCCUCGUCUCAAUGCCCGGUUAGAUGAGGGUUUCCCUCUGCCMCUUCUGGACAGGAUUCAGCUCUCCAAUGUCCUCGUGAGGUUCCACCAGAAUUUCCUGCUGCUUGGAGCAGACGUUCACUUCCAGCCSAAGGAUGGAAAUAAGGCGAGGAGAGCCGUUCAGCACUGAAAAUGCUCCCUUCACCCUUCCCUGCCCCUGAUCCCACUGCCAGAGCCAAAGACCACCGGUCCUGCUGCUGUCCUGCACUGCUGCCUUGGCCCAGACCUCCAUCCCCACACUGGGACCUCACCUGGUGCUACCAAGAGCUGGGGGUCCCCUGCCCCGAGCCACCCAUCCCCUCCUCCCUCUGAGCAGCAAUAAAGGCGCUGGUGC